Messenger RNA from Rhineura floridana, 1496 nucleotides. RefSeq names its product CTD small phosphatase-like protein 2-B. The record is from RefSeq and is a predicted model, not a curated record. NCBI's taxonomy places the organism in Eukaryota, Metazoa, Chordata, Lepidosauria, Squamata, Rhineuridae. Bases 1 to 423 code for a protein of 140 amino acids. Gene Ontology annotation, molecular function: phosphoprotein phosphatase activity. The transcript is spliced from 8 exons.
AUGCUUGGAACAUAUCAGGAGGGGCCGACCCUCAUCCGAAGAGGAGAGGAGGAGGAGUGGGUUUCGAUGAAGCUGAGGCCCCACGUGCAUGAAUUCCUGGAAGCACUUGCCAAAAUCUAUGAGGUCUUUGUGUUCACCACUGCCAAGCAAGAGUAUGCUGAUAAAAUUCUGGAGGGCCUUGGACCACAGAGGAACCUGAUCAGGCACCAGUUGUAUCAAGAGGACUGCCUCUGUUGCAAUGGCUCCUACAGAAGGGAUCUCUCCGUGUUAGAGAGAGACCUGGACCGAACUGUGGCUGUUGCAAAUGACCGGCAAGCAUUCCCUUACCAGAUAUCCAACGUGAUACUGAUCCCAAGAUGGACGGGAGAUCCUCAGGACAAAGAGUUGCUGGGCCUGAUCCCUGUGCUGGAGAAGCUUAGCUAAAUGGUUUUGUAAUAUCGUUGGGAGGAGUCACCUUGCUUUGUGUGCUCGGCGGGUUGGGUAUGCUAUCACUGGCAGUGUCUGGAGUGCUGAGUGUUUGUUACUUGUCUCUUACAACUCUGCUCAGCUACUGGCCCACUCCAGACUGCCUGUCAAAGAAAGAAAUUGCUAACGGAAGCAGUUUUAUGCCAAGCGACCAGGAUAGUGGUGCUAAUAAGACUGAAUAAAUUGGACUGGUGCUUUUGAAUUCUUCCUUGAGUAGCACUUUAAAAAAAUGCAGAAUUUUGAAGGGAUUGUUACCUUCUCAAAAUGUUUACCUGUCAGAAUGGUCAAGUUGUGGUUUAUUAUUUCCAGAAGCUGGAGGCUGUUUCUUUUUCUUCUGGCUGUCAUUAUAAUGGCUGAACCAUCAUUAAGUAUGCUGUCAUGUGUUGAGUAACUCAGACGCAGUCGCUAUAGGGCAGGGUCCCAUUGUCUUCCUCCAGGUUUAUCUCCCGUUUAGAUUAGUGGAUGUUUUGCAUAAGAGAGAGUGAGAGCUUUUGUGUCCACUGGUCUUAUAACUUGUUAAACUCAGAGCUUUAUAUUAUCUGCCUGGCAGGAGAUAAAACGUAAUACUGCUGGUAGUACUUUUUUGUGUGAGUGAGAGUGAGAGAGAGAGAGAGACUACAUUCAAGCCUUAUAAAAAAAGUCUUACAACACCCAUUGUAAUGGAGAAUGGAGCUUGCACUCUGUCAAAGACAUAGGUGGAAAAUCCAAGUUAAAGGGAGUGGAUCUCUUUAUGAUUGUGGUGGGUUUUUUUUAAUAGGUCAAGCAUUUUUGUUGCAUUUUAAGUUAUUCAGAAAUGAUGUCUUUCUGGUUUUGUCUUAUGUUUUCCAGAGCUCUGGGGGCUUUGCAGAAUAUUUGUUGGUCAAGAGUUGUGCCUUAUUUCAUGUGUGUGUUUUAAAAGAAAUUUAUUUCAGGCCAGGUGUUUUCAUGCCCUUUCAAACCUUUUCGUUAUAAUAGUUACAUUUUUUCCUUGCUUAACUGAUAAUGCCAUUGUCAGGUAUACUUUGCCACUAAAUGGCUACUUGUUUGUCCAA